Messenger RNA from Oppiella nova, 732 nucleotides. The record is from the annotation of a GenBank genome assembly. Lineage: Eukaryota; Metazoa; Arthropoda; Arachnida; Sarcoptiformes; Oppiidae.
AUGAGGGAAGAGGUUAUCUCCAGGAAGUUAUGGGAAAGAGUGGGCUUUUAUGUGUUCGAACAGAUCUACUUACCGGCCGCACAAACAUCCGAUUCGGGUACAUUCAACACUCAGGUGGACAUCCGACUCAAACAAUGGGCGGACUUAACGCUUCCCCAUAAGUCGGUUGACGUUGGCUUCCAAACACUUCAGGAAGAGUUCAAUCGUCUGAUUGAUAAGAAUAGGUCAGACAAAUGUCACGACAAUAUAUUCGACUUCUUGAAGAUAUCAGUGGCCGAGGAAUCUAUUAAAAGGCAUACCUGGGAGUCAAAGGCUGCCGAAGUGUUGGCACAACUCAAUGAACUGAUUGGUCCCGGAUUUGUUGAUCGAUGGGUCAAAUGGAAGUCUAAAAGCGAUCACCAAAAUGUCAACUCCUAUAUUAAGUACGAAUUGGACAAAUUGCUGGCUCAGCACAACACUCAGUUGAGUUGUGAUGAUAUCGUACUGUUCUGGAGAAUACAGCGAAUGAUAGCAAUCACUGCAAACGCAUUGAGACAACAAGUGAUGAACACUGAGGGCCGAAGACUCGAAAAAGAAAUCAAAGAAGUUUUAGACGAUUACAGUCAGGACUCGGAGAAAAAGAUUAGUCUUUUGACCGGAAGGAGAGUCCAAUUGGCCGAAGAACUGAAACGAGUUCGACAAAUACAAGAGAAAUUGGAAGAAUUCAUUGCUUUACUCAAUGAAGAGAAAUAG